This is a messenger RNA of Esox lucius (northern pike), 4749 nucleotides long. RefSeq names its product tripartite motif containing 36 (gene trim36). Gene Ontology annotation, molecular function: zinc ion binding; protein binding. Lineage: Eukaryota; Metazoa; Chordata; Actinopteri; Esociformes; Esocidae. The coding region runs from base 204 to 2468 and encodes 754 amino acids. The transcript is spliced from 11 exons. The record is from RefSeq and is a predicted model, not a curated record.
UGAUUUCUGGCGAAAAUCAAAUGUUCUCCUCAAGCCGCUGGGCAUGUACUGUAUGCUAUAGGCUGCCCUAAUGUACAGGGGAUGAGGAUGAAGAAGCACAUGUAUCUCUCCGAAUUUGACAGUCUCUCUUUGGGAAGCCAUUCAUUUUUUUAGGAUUUUUUAUUUAUUUAACAAUUAUUUAUCAUCUUGUCUGAAUAGACAUUAUGUCGGAUUCCGCGGACACGGAAGAUAAUCAGGAUAUGUUACCGAGUUUGGUGGAGCAGAUAGUCCAGCGGAUAACAGCGGGAGAGGUCCCUAUCAAGAAUAUUGAGCGGGAGCUCAUUUGUCCAAUUUGCAAGGAGCUGUUUACUCACCCGCUCAUCUUGCCCUGUCAGCACAGCGUGUGUCAUAAGUGUGUCCGAGAGCUACUUCUGUUGAACCAUGACGAUUCUUUCGAUGCCGGGUCGGAGUGCUCCCUCCCGGGGAGUCCCGGACCUCGAUCCAGAGUGCCGUCGCCAAGCAUGGAGAGGCUGGAUAGGCUUGCAAGAUCAGCCACACUGCAGAGAAGGUCGUUUGGGAGGAGAGGCUCCGUCUCCUCACCGGGAUGGAGGCGUGGCUCUGUCACUCCCCGGGUCACGACCUUCCCGUGCCCGGGCUGCCAGCACGACGUCGACCUGGGCGAGAGGGGCAUGAGCAUGCUCUUCCGGAACUUCACCCUGGAGAGCAUCGUGGAGCGCUAUCGCCAGGCGGCCCGCGCCGCCGUGGCCAUCAUGUGCAACAUGUGCAAGCCGCCGCCACAGGAGGCCACCAAGAGCUGCAUGGACUGCAAGGCGAGCUACUGCAACGAGUGUUUCAAGUUUCACCACCCCUGGGGCACCCCCAAAGCCCAGCACGAGUACGUGGGACCCACCAUGAACUUCAGGCCCAAGGUGCUCAUGUGUCCGGAGCAUGAGAUGGAGAAGGUGAACAUGUAUUGUGAGGUGUGUCGCCGUCCAGUCUGCCACCUUUGUAAGCUUGGCGGCUCGCACGCCAACCACAAAGUGACAACGAUGAGCAGUGCCUACAAAAUCCUCAAGGAGAAGCUGUCAAAGGCUAUACAUUUUUUGAUCAGUAAGGAGGACCAAGUGAAGACUCAAAUUUCUCACCUGGAGGUUCUGAUCCAUCAGACUGAGGAGAAUGGCCAGGUGGCGGAGCGACGAGCCAACGAGCACUUUGAACGGUUGUUCGAGACCCUCCUGGAGCGCAAGUCUGAGAUGCUGCGCUCAAUCGAGGAGUCGAGGACACGGCGCCUGGAGCAGCUCCGGGGCCAGGUGGACGAGUACCAGGGCAUGUUGGAGAACAGUGGCCUGGUGGGCUACGCCCAGGAGGUGCUCAAGGAGACAGACCAGUCCUGCUUCGUUCAGACAGCCAAGCAGCUACACACCAGGAUCACCAGAUCCACAGAAUCCCUGCGGACCUUCCACCCUGCCGCAGAUUCCUCCUUUGAUGAGUUUGCGCUGGACACUUCUAGAGAAGAGACCCUGCUGAAGGAGCUCUGUUUUGGUGGAGUCCCCGAGCCUCCCAUCAUCGACCUGUCCCGCAGUCGCGUCUACAACGAGGGCCUGCUGUGCUGGCAGCUGGCCGAGGACGCCUUGGCCACGGACCACCAGGUGUUGGAGUACCGGCGGCUGGGCGCCGAGCCGGACGAGGAGGGAGGCAGCCGCUGGCUCCUCACCGACCGGGUGUAUGGCUCCAGUGCCGUGGUGUGUGACCUGGAGGCCGACAGCCUGUACGCGUUCCGGGUGCGCUGCUGCCGAAACUCCUUGUUCAGCCCCUACAGUGCGGAGGUGACUUUCCACACACCCCCUGCCCCAGCGUUCGGCUUCCUGUUCAAUGACAAGUGUGGCUUCAGCUCUGAGCGCCUGGUACUGAACAAGAGGCGCGACUCGGUGGAAUGCGUGGCCGGCAUGACCUUCCUGCUGGGCGCGGACCGCGUGCAGACGGGCAGCUACAUCAGCCUGGACUACAUCAUCAGUGACACGGGCAUCUCUCAGGGCAGACACUACUGGGCCUUCCGGGUGGAGCCCCACUCCUACCUGGUCAAGGUGGGCGUGGCCUCGGACUCCAAGCUGCUGGAGUGGUUCCAUAACCCUCGGGAUACGAGCAGCCCAAGGUACGAUCAUGACAGUGGGCAUGACAGUGGCAGCGAGGACACGUGCUACGAGCUUUCCCAGCCCUUCACUCUGCUCACUGUGGGCAUGGGCAAGGUGUUCAUCCCGAAAGCCUCCUCUGUCGUCGGCGACCGGGUUCUGCCCAUGCCCCAGCGCAUCGGCGUGUGCCUGGACUACGAGGCGGGCCGGGUCUACUUCUACGACGCAGACACCAUGAGGUGCCUUUACGAGCGGCAGGUGGACUGCUCCGGUACCAUGUACCCCGCCUUUGGUCUGAUGGGUAGUGGCAGGGUUCAUCUUGAGGAGUUCAUUACAGCGAAGCGGCUGUCCUACAUGUGAGGUUUUGGGCCUUCCACACGCCAAAGUCUCUCGCUUGCUCUCAACUUUGUGUCUCUGUUUUCAGUCAGGUAUAUUUUUGUAGUGAUUUUUGUGUGCGUGUGUAUAUGUGUAUGCACCAUUUCAGCUAAUCGUCAUGCCAUUUAUUUGUUUUAAUAAAUCACCUUUUUAAGUAGCACUACAACACCAGUAAAACGUAGCCAAGAGAAGCCCGAGGAGCUUUGCUGCUGCUUCCAAGCCUCUGUGCCUUUCAUGAUAAAAAGGGUUUCUAGCGAACGCUUUAAUCAGUCAAAUAACUGUGCACAUCAACGAGGUCAGUCAUCGCUCCCCAGUGUAAGCCACAGGCUCCCCUCCAUUGCUGAACGCCUCGGGAAAAAGACUAAACGUGUACCUAAUCACUUUUGUUUGUCUGAAUUCACGGUCAAAACUACCCAGCUACACAGAAUUUGAUUUGGGCACAAGUUUUUAUUUUUAUAGGUUGCGUUUACAAAUAAAGAUACACAAGCAUGCUGUUUUUGCACAAUCCCACUACCUGAUCACUAAACACUACUUCAGUGCACAUUUGUCUUGAAUUGUAACACUAAACAUUCACGUUCAGGGUGGAAUUUUAAGUUGAGAUGCCCAUUAGUUGGGAGUGAACGAACGCUGUUCUCAAGUUCGAAUGAGACACACUAAUAUGACUUGUUGAUCAUGAACAUUGUUAAUUUUGUCCUCACACUGUUGUCUCUGCAACUGUUUUUUGUUUUAGUUUUUUAUAACUGAUGUGAAACUUCAGAAGCAUGGCUGGUUCUCACUACACAACAUGUUAGACGAGCGUUCAGAACAUACAUUGGAGAUGUGGAUUGGCUCCUGUGAGUUAGCUGGGACAUCACAGGGUUCUAGGGCACAACACAGGACUGUUCAGGCGGGUGCAAAGUUCCAGAAUGUUCCAGUUGACAUGUAUUGUGUAAACUGACUUGAAACAUCCUCGUAAUGGCAAUCUUUUUGGUUGUAUGCAUUACUUCAAUCUCGUUCUGAAUGUUUGACCGUACUGAACAAACCCUUGGUUACUUCUGGCUACCCACAUAGGUCUCUAUUUGCCUGUAUUUUUUAUUUUAUUUUUUCUCUUGAGGUUGAGGAUAAUUGGCGUGGUUUCUCAGGUUUGUGGCCCACUGGCCUUUAAGCUACCUACCUCCUGUCAGCCCUGGAAAACCUUUAAAACUAUACCUUUCUCCUCUGAACACGACUUGACUUUGCUUUGCAGCUUCUGUUAAUUAAUUACUUUAUCAUUCUGUGAUAUCUCUGCUUUUAAGAUUGUUUGUGUCAAUAAUAAACUGAAAUUAUUUGAAAUUUUACCUUUAUGUAUGUACAUUGUGAUUAGUCAAAAGCUGCAUAUGCAACAAGGUUUUCAUAAAAGCUUAAGGCUAUUUACAAAGGUGAGAGAUUAUUAGCAAUGGGUGGAACAUUAAUUGGUACUACAUGUAAUCACGUCUGGCUAUUUAUCAAGGGAUCAUUUUAAAACACCCCUCCUGGGGGUUUUUUGGUGUUGAGUCCAUACGUGUUGAGUAUUCUAGAAUAUAAUGUGUAGCAUUAUUUAAAUGGUCUGCUUGUCUGAGUUAUGUAAGGUAAUUGAGGAACCACAUAAUCUGUAGUAUUCAAUGUGUUUUCUGUCUGCUUCACGAUUUGGUGCGCAUAAUUCACAUCACGGCACUUCUGCACACCAACCUGUACUGUUUUAAAAAUAACUGAAACACCUUUUGAAAGUCUAUGCACUUAACAGGUUUUGGGGCUGUUUUACCAAUCACAGAAUGUAGUAGUAGUAGUAUUAUUUGCUGAACAAACAACCGAAUGUCUCUGGUGUUUGUGUACAUUUGCUAAUCUUGGGUCAUCUCACUGGUGGCCACAGCAGCUGUUUAUGUUAGAUGUUAUGGUAAAGGGGUGUACUUACCGUGUGUGUGUGUAUUCAUGCCACAUUGCUGAUUUUUAGGAAAGGGAAUGAUAUGGCUUUCAGUAGUAUGUUAAACCAAAUAUUCUGCAGACACUCCGUCUGAUUGGUUUAGGCUAGCACUUUAAACAGUAGCAUUUAUGGCUGUGCAGGUCUGUAUGAAUUGGUGUGCAAUAUAACAUAGACUGCAGGAUGUAGGCCUGUUGUAUUCUCCUGCUCCAAGUGAUGGGGUACGUGAUGUUGGCUUUUUGUGAGUGGAAUGCUUUAAUGGACGUCAUUCUUUAAAUACUGCGCUUUUUUUUAAAUUUUAUUUGCUGUAUUGGAAUUUGUAUGAAAUAAACUAUAGUAUGUUUUAAGCCA